Molecule: messenger RNA, 3397 nt
Organism: Ilyonectria robusta
Lineage: Eukaryota; Fungi; Ascomycota; Sordariomycetes; Hypocreales; Nectriaceae
Exons: 3
Coding region: 14-3073 (1019 amino acids)
Source: RefSeq, a predicted model, not a curated record
AACAGCCCUGCUCAUGUCUCAGCACACUAGUCGCUCAAAGGAGCCCCUCACAACUCUCGCUGGUGCCCCUCCGCUGACGUAUCGACCCAUUGCUCCAGCGCCCAACCCAGUGAUCUGCGUUGAUCCCGGGGCGAAUCGAGCUUGGUCUGUUCCUAUAGCACCUCCGUCGUAUCUCCCGGAUACCUUCGACCAUUCGUUUUCGGCCGAUACUCUUUAUCCGAUCGCCCGUCCCCAGUCCGCUUGUCCUCAAUCUACCCUCAAUCUGCCAGUCAACUUGGGCCCAUCUCCGACAAUCCCCAGCCAAUUGCCCUUGUCGCACACCUUGUCGCACAAGAGGUCCGCACAUAAGCGAAACAACUCGGCCGAAUACGAUUCCACGAAUGAAUACCUUGGAGGGGGUACCUCUGCUAGCGAACGGGUAACUGUAGAACGGCUGACCACCCUCUACGUCGAUCCCGAAGACCACCCAGCAUAUAAGAACCUCCAGGAGAGAAUACACCAGUCACAGAAUGAACAAGAUCGCUGGGAAGCAUGCACAGCAUUUCAUCAACGUUACAAGACGCUCAAGGGGCCUAUUGCUAAGCUAGGGGACGAGAUCGACAAGCAGAGGAGGAAGCUGGAGGAGAAAGAGGCGGCCCGCGACGACAAAGGAUCCAACCUCGACGCGCUCAUCCUACUGGGCACAUCGUUCAUGGUAUCCAAAUGCGAGCGCUUCGACCAGAUUCGCCGGUCUUACGAUGUUGCCAGGCGCAAGCGAUCACGGACUUCUGCGGGAAGCGAACAGAGUGCUACGGGCGAAGAUUGGGCCGACUUUCUCAACGACCACGGUAAAGCCGCCAGAGAGCUGCAGCAGUGCGAGAAGGCCCUGGAGUAUAUCGCUACAACCUGGGGCGACGACAAAAUCCGGUACUACGGCUGGGCGACCAAACCAUUGGCCGUUUGCCAGCUCCUCAAGGCUACCGCCGUGGUUGUUCCGACGUGGGAAGAGGCUGGCAUCAAGCUGAAUAGACUGAGGAACUACCGUGACCGAAGGGUCAGGAACCCUAUCGCAUCUAGAAAGAGAUCCAUCUCGUGGAAAGACCUGAAGCAGUUAGGACAAUGGCAGGGGCAUGGCCACUUUGAGAUACUGCCGACCAAGAUGAAUGGACGGAAUGUGAGGGACACCAUUCCUUACGCACUGCUAGGAACAGACGACUUUAAUGCUGAUCGCCUUGGUUUUGAUAAGUUCGGAAUCUUGGUGGUAAAGACAAUUGGAUCUGAUACUGAACCUGUCAUGACAUUCUCUGUGCCGCCAUGGGGGGUGGCCCAAAGUCACAGCGUUGCCCCAGCGGCGGAAGAACAAGCCAUUGGGUUAGAGUCUCUGCCCAACAGCCAAGAUGAAGCACCUCCUGCAGCCUCUCUUCGAGGCUCAGCUCGCCUGGCGGCACGUCAGCCCACAUCUUACUCUGCCCAGCUCGCUCCCACAGCAAGCUCCUUAUUCCACCGGACGAGAAAAACGCAAAGCACCAGAGAACACGCGUUCGGUGGUGAAUCAGAGGAUGGCCUGGGUCGGGCGCAGGGCAAUGAGCGUGGCCAACAGCCUAAGAGACCAAUGGUUGACGCCGUCACCGAGACUGAUGGUAGCUUGUGGGAAGAUUUUGUCUUGGCGAAAGCGAGAGCCCUGGCCAGCGCAUCGCAGGACCGUGUCGUUGCAGAUGACACGUCAGAGACGGGCAGCCUCCAACAAAAGGACGAAGAAGCAAAGCGGUCGACAAAAGGUCAUUCAGCUCUCGAGCCCAGACACACUGCCCCUGUUGUACAACAAGCUGCACAGCUAGAACAGAGUCCACCAGUCCCCAGGACAAAAAGGUUCUCUAUUGACUUGGAGUACAAUCAAGAGUUCAAGAGGCUAGCUCUCGAGGAACUCAACGAAACAGGCGACCAAGAAUGCUGGGGGGCUAAGAACAGUAGAUCUUGCCGUCACUACCUGUCCAGAAGCUCCUGUCCAAACACUGACCAAAUUCAUGGCCCAGUGGAUGCACACUUCAGUACACUGGGCGAGGCCGAAGGACUCGUGGACAGAACGACUCCCAAAGUACCCAUCUUCACGCGAUGCAGCAACGCUGGCAACUGGAAGCCUGACCUGCGACCUACUGUGGACUAUCUCACCCGGGCUGAGAAAGUCCAGACAACAAAGGUUUAUGUUCAAAAGUAUUCUCUUGAUACGGAAGAGGAUUCCUAUUCAACCGUCACUCUAUGGGAGCUCGUCAUCCACUUCUUGAGGAACGAUCACGGCGUCGAUGGGCUUCAGCUGUGGAAUGCAUUGGAGCUGAAGAACCAUCUCAAACAACGCCACGUGCCAGAGUUCCUGAGGAACACCAAUUGCGACCUCCUGGGCGAGAUGCGACGACGUGCAGAAAUUGCAGGAGAUGCGAAAAAUGGGAGAAAGAAGAAGGUGGGAAAGCUUCCAGCGAAAGACCCUCUGCAUUUCGCUUUGAUUGCCGACGGUGGGAUGAACACCUACCCUCACAGUGACAGCCACGGAUACUCGACUUUUCUGACUGUACAAGAGGGGGAGCUUAUAUUUGGGUGGCUCUCCCGUCAAGAUGAAGAGACCUGGGAUGGCUGGGCUGAAGACCCCGAGUUCUUUGAGGGAGGCAACUGGUGUUAUCUCGUCAUGAAAGCCGGAGACAGCGUCUACUUUCCUACCGGCACCCCACACUACAUUGUACGGAGGAAGGGAACGCAGACCUUCAUCCUCGGUGGGCAUGCCCUUCAGUGGUCGAACCUGGAUGUGUGGGCUUCAUUGUUGCGGAAGCAGAUUGACAAUCCUGCAACGGUAAAUGAGGACACCAAUUUAGUAACGACCAGAAGGUAUGUUGAAGCCGCAAGGAGCUUAAUCACAGAAGCGGUCGAAUGUAGGGACGAUCGGCUCGGGUAUCUCGGUGGAAUUGAAAAGGCGAAACGGACGCUUCUGGAUCUGGAGGUGAGACAUCGGCACCUGUUGGCGCUCAGGUCAGCUAACAGCGUUUGGCAGGAUCUCCAAAAGAAGAUUGAGGAGAAGGAAGAAGGCGAGAAGGGUAAGCAAGUGUGACAGGAAGGAGUAUGACAGGAAGGAGUGUGACAGGAAGGAGUGUGACAGGAAGGGAAUGAGGGAAGGGGGUGAUGACGACGAGAAACACGAGUAAAACGCCUCGUUGGAUGUAGGGCUAAGGGCUCGGGGACGGAACGUGGUAAUUCCAGUAGACGGCGGGUCAUUUCGAUAUUGGUGAUUGCAAAAUGAGGUUGAAACGAGCUUGAAAUGAGGUUGAAUGGGGUUGAAAUGAAGGCUGGUAUUUCGACGCUGCUGACGAGGCAACUCGUUGUCAAAUGCAUAUGCUGGUGGGAAGCCGACGAGGCAGCCGUAGGCGACAUGGGG